GUCAGCGUUAGAAGUUUGAUUAUCCUGUACUCAAAGGCUAAUUUAUGUGGUUAAUGGUUGUUAGAUAAAGGCUUUACCAUAAGGGGAAAUUUUAUUUGUACACUUUUCUUGGUACCACUUUUCAUAUAUACACUAAGAAGGAGAACAUUUUCAAAAAUACCUAAAUCAUUAAUUGAUAAAAGACAAGAACACCCCUCUCACAAUCUAACCUAAUUUCUUAUCAUUUUCUUUGCCGAGAGAAAUCUUCGUCGAGCUCAACGACAGAGACGACAACGCGACGAGAUUGAGUGAUGACGAUGGCGACGCGACAAGACCGAGUGACGACGAUGAGAUCGAGCGACGACGGCGAGGAUGAGAUCGAGCAUCGACGGCGAGGAUGAGAUCGAGCGAAGACGGCGGCGGUGAGGACGAGAUCGAGAAAGCCAUUGGAGGAAAUAAAUCAGAACGCGACUAAAGGAGACAACAAGUAGAAGAUGAUAAAAAGAGAAAAUGAAUCUGCUUAAGUCAUGAAACCUCAAGUGAUAAGCAGAAGCAGAUCGUUGAGGAAAUCACGGGACUUCCAUUUCAGUCUAGAACUAUUGUUGUUGCAAUCAAAGGAAGAAGACGACAAGAGCAGUUACACAGCGCUGUUGCUGAAAGAUAUCAAGAAUUUCCAUGGGGGGAAGAGUAGUCACGAUGAUGAGGAGGAGGAUCUGUUUAGUCUUCUUCCGUCUUGUGUUACAAAAGCUUGCUCCAUUGUUGAAGCAGUCGCCGAUCUUAACUCCACCAGCUCAGAUUUGAACCAGUUUAGAUUCACUUCUACGGCGGUGAAGAAAGCAGAUUUGAUGGAACCGAGCUUUGAAAAGUAUGUGACUGUGAAGAGAGGAGGUUGUUUGUUGGAGUUGCAAGAGUCGUCAUGUGCUAGCAACAAUCUUACCUGACCAGGCAGAGUUCGAUUUCUCAGGCAGACAACUCUCUGUGUUAUCGCAUUUCA
Molecule: messenger RNA, 973 nt
Organism: Raphanus sativus (radish)
Lineage: Eukaryota; Viridiplantae; Streptophyta; Magnoliopsida; Brassicales; Brassicaceae
Exons: 1
Coding region: 507-920 (137 amino acids)
Source: RefSeq, a predicted model, not a curated record